Molecule: messenger RNA, 1260 nt
Organism: Racocetra persica
Lineage: Eukaryota; Fungi; Glomeromycota; Glomeromycetes; Diversisporales; Gigasporaceae
Source: the annotation of a GenBank genome assembly
UUUCCUAUGGAAAUUGAUUUACAAAGAUAUUUAUCACCAGACGCAGAUAAAUCACAACCUUAUAAAUAUUUACUUCACGGAGUUCUUGUUCACAGCGGCGAUUUACAUGGCGGCCAUUAUUUUGCUUUAUUAAAACCCGACAGAAAUGGAAAAUGGUUAAAAUUUGAUGAUGAUAGAAUUACACCAGUAACAGAUAAAGAGGUACUUGAAGAUAAUUACGGGGGUGAAGUUUCUAAUGCAAGUCUCUCACCUGCAAUUCGAACCGGUGGUAGAAAUAUUAAACGAUUUACGAAUGCAUAUAUGUUGGUUUACAUCCGUGAAUCUGACAUCGACUGGGUACUAUCUCCAGUAGUUACUAAAGAUAUACCAGAACAUUUACAAAGACGCUUAGAUGAAGAGAGAGCUUUACAUGAACAGAAAAAAAAGGAAGCUGAGGAACGCCAUUUAUACUUGAAUACAAAGAUCGUGACUUUAAAUACCUUUGCGCGCCAUCAAGGGUUUGAUCUCGCUAAUUUUGACGAUCGACAAUAUCCGCUAUCCGAGAUUCCACAAUUUAAGGUUUUGAAAAGUGAUACAUAUGGGGUUUUCAAAGCACGAGUCGCUCAUUAUUAUGGGAUUUCAGCUGAGCAAAUGAGGUUCUGGGUCCUUGUAAAUCGCCAAAAUAAGACUGUUAGGCCAGAUACUCCAAUACCAGACCAUUUUCAUGGCAUGACAAUGGAAGAAAUUCACACGAAAAUGGCUUCAAGACAAAAUGAACUGAAGUUAUUUUUGGAAAUGGCAGAUAAACCAAUUAACGGCAAAACAUGGUUCCCAACAACGGAAGGAAACUCUCAUAUAAUGGUUUUCGUCAAAUACUUUAACCCCGAUACACAAUCUCUAGAAGGACUGUGUCAUUUAUAUAUUCAAAAGUUUGGUAAAGUUGGUGAUAUUAUUCCGAUUCUUUGCGAGAAAAAGGAACUUCCACCACACACACCAUUGAGAAUAUACGAGGAGAUAAAACCAAACAUGAUUGAAGAGAUGAAACCAAAAUCGACUUUUCAACAAUCUGAGAUACAAGAUGGUGAUAUAAUUUGCUUCCAAAAGGCUUUAACAGAUAAAGAAGCACAAGAACAUACUGCUGCAGGUCGCAUUCGUGAUAUUCCUACAUUCUAUGAGUCAUUAUCUAUGCGUAUUGUCGUUCAAUUUAAACCAAAACAUAAAGACCGGGAACAAAAGCCAGAAUUUGAGUUGGUUUUAAAUAAGAAGUACACAUAUGAUGAA